Messenger RNA from Eriocheir sinensis (Chinese mitten crab), 2406 nucleotides. RefSeq names its product peritrophin-48-like. Gene Ontology annotation, cellular component: extracellular region. The transcript has 3 exons. Bases 106 to 1026 code for a protein of 306 amino acids. Gene Ontology annotation, molecular function: chitin binding. The record is from RefSeq and is a predicted model, not a curated record. NCBI's taxonomy places the organism in Eukaryota, Metazoa, Arthropoda, Malacostraca, Decapoda, Varunidae.
GGUAGAGGGGGGUGGGGGGGAGUCAGAGCCCUUUUAUAGGUGCUCACGCAAACACCCUGACCAUUAGUGCAGAAACACACACGCAGCCUUCAAGACGCGAACAUCAUGGGUCCGCGAACACUCUCCUGCCUGCUGGUGAUGGCAUUCUUGGUGCCUGCCGUCUUCGCUCAAAGUACUUGCCUGGGCACGGACCCCUGCGUGGCAAACUGCAAGAACUGUUCCCCAAAUGAAAAGGUUCCUGACCCCGAGGACUGCCGCGGUUACUACAUGUGCAUUGAUGGUACGGCUGAAGACAAUUACUACCCCUUACCCUUCGACUGUGAUGACGGUGAAGUGUUCAAUUUCACCGAACGCGAGUGUGUGAAGGGAGAUUCCUGUGAGCCCUGCGGUACAACAACAGUGUCGGACUGUUCGUACGAGUGUCCCGGCCCAUUAACUACGAUUGCCCUGUUAUUCGAUGCCAUUGAGACUGACCCUGUGAGCAUCCCUUCCUUCUAUGACUGCAACAGCUACUACACAUGCAGUGAUGAUGGUCAGCCCGACGGAUCCGGGACCUGUGAACCUGAAACUCCAUUCUUCGACGGCGAGAAAUGCCAGACUGACGAGACGAAGUGCUGCCAUUGUCACGCGUACUGCUCAAAGGAAGACGACCCGGGUGUCAUUGCCGACCCACUGGACUGCCGCGGAUACUACCUCUGCACUACCGUCGAUGCGGGGACGGUGCCAACCACUCACGGCAAAUGUAAUGACGGAGAGUAUUUUGACACGAUUUUGGGUAAAUGCUCCGCCUCCGCCCCUUGUAUGACACAGUGCACGAAUGUGAUAGGUGCUGAUGGCUGCAUUGAGCCCUUCACCUGCCUGGAGAUCGGGUACUUUGCCAGGUGUCCGUUGGCUAAGCAGUGCACCCCAGAUUACUACCACUGCACAGAAGCUACCGGGGCGUACCAGGAGGCUCAGUCCUGUGGCAGCGGAACAGUCUUCCACCCUGACAGUCACAACUGCGUCACCAGUGAUAGAUGUCCCUAGGAGAGAGAGAGAGAGAGAGAGAGAGAGAGAAUAAAGGAAGAGGGGAAGAAAAUAAAAGAAAGUGAGAGAAAGGGCAACUGAAAUAUGUUAAAAAAAAAGAAAAAAAAUAGUUAGCGAGAGUUGACCUGGUAUCAGCGGGGACCAUGUUUCUUAAUGGUCCCUCCAAGCGAGAAAAAUGAGAAAAAAUCACCCCUCACACAAACCAUUUCAUAAUAUAUAUCAAAGCAUUUGUGAUCAGAUUAUGUAUCAUCUAUUUUGGGGGUUUAUAUCAUGGCACAAAUUUGGCCCGCUACAUGGCACAAAUUUGGGUCGCUGCUACACGGUGAAGCCACAAUGAAGACUCUGGUGCCUUAACCCGGUAGCAGCGACGGGCCAAAUUUGUGGCUUCACCGUGUAGCAGCGACGGGCCAAAUUUGUGGCUUUACCGUGUAGCAGCGACGGGCCAAAUUUGUGGCUUUACCGUGUAGCAGCGACGGGCCAAAUUUGUGGCUUGACCGUGUAGCAGCGACGGGCCAAAUUUGUGCCAUGAUUCAAACCCCCCAAAAUAGAUGAUACAUAAUCUGAUCACAAAUGCUUUGAUAUGUAUUAUGAAAUGGUUUGUGUGAGGGGUGAUUUUUUCUCAUUUUUCUCGCUUAGAGGGACCAUUAAGAAACAUGAUCCCUGCUGCUACCGGGUUAAAUCAUUGGCUAAGGUUAUUUGACUGUUUUCAUGUAACGGACUUUGAAUGCUUUGAAUUAUUGUUAUUAAUCAUCAUUACAGUCACCCCUCAAAUAGCACGGUUUUCAAUAGUUCGGUUUUGUUUCUAUGUGGAUUUUCUAAGAUUUUUUAGGAUUUUAAAAUUUCCCGACGAGCAGGAAGUAUUAAAAUCCUAAAAGAUCUUCUACAACAAUCUGUAUAAAACCGAACUAUUGAAAACUGUACUAUUUAAGAGAUGACUACAGCAUUGCCAAAGUAUCAAACUCAACGCAUUGUAUUUUCUGAACAAACAAACAUAUAGGAGUUUUAGCGCUAACUUAAAUUUUCCAUCGUAAUUUAUAUAAGUACGAGAGUUUGUGGCUCAAAAGUACAGACUAUGUGGUGAGUACGAUAAUUUGGCAACAAGAGAUGUGACUAUACUCUAUACUGGUUUUUAUAUUUCCUUGUUCGGCUCAUAACACCGGUAUUCUUUCCUGAUGGGGUGCAGAUGAGUGUUUUACAGCGGCGCCAUUCUCGCUUGGCUCGUGCUGCCCCGCUGAGCCCUACUUGGUACUCUGGGUUUUGCAAGAGUUUGGUCUGACACGAGGUCAUUGGGACGAUAUAGUGAUCUCAGCUUCUGGUCAGCUAAAGAAUGUUUGCCUUGUUAAUCAUUCUACAGGAAUAAAUAUAAAGUAUAUCAUCCAA